Molecule: messenger RNA, 520 nt
Organism: Gigantopelta aegis
Lineage: Eukaryota; Metazoa; Mollusca; Gastropoda; Neomphalida; Peltospiridae
Exons: 6
Coding region: 68-382 (104 amino acids)
Molecular function (GO): calcium ion binding
Source: RefSeq, a predicted model, not a curated record
GGAAAAGUAAGACAUUUCCAGAAGACAUUUUUUUACGAAUAGUCGAAGCCACGUUGCAGAGUUAAACAUGAAGAUCACCUGUCUACUUCUUGGUCUGAUAGUCACAGUGUGUGCAGAUCUGGACCAUGCCACGAAUCGGCUGUGGCUCCAUUCGGACACUGACCGAGAUGGUUUCCUCUCGGAGAACGAACUCGCCUCAUUCCUCAACAGAUGCGACGCCUAUUCCAGAGUGGACCAUCUAGUUACCCAGAAUGAAUUAGACCCUACAGCCACAUCAUCUUCAAGGCAUUUGAUGUCAACCACCGACACACCAUCACCAUUAACGACGCCGAAGUCAGCGCAAUUGUCAACAAGUUUGACACUAACGGCAACGGUGUGGUGAGCCAAACAGAAUUCGAGACAUUCAUCAAACAGCACGUUCAUAAGCAUACACAAUGAAGGAUACACAGGACAAUGAUUUCAUGCACGUGCAUAUUCACAUGUAAAACAAUAAGGUGCAAUAAAAUAUAACAGAUCUGUU